CUGCUGUUUGCUAUAAUCCAGGACAAAUCCCGUUAUCAGUCUCUGGGGCAUUAACACCAUUGACUAUCUCUGAGGGACCCUGUGCAGGCGGGAGAAUUUUCCCUUGACUGGUAUUUGAACGGGAUCGGGGAACAGGAAAUAAUUCCGGCUGAGGAGGGUUAGAACUCGCGAUGGCUAAUUCGGGGUUUCAACUGUUGGGGUACUUCUUGGCGCUGGGAGGCUGGGUCGGGAUUAUUUCCACCACGGCGCUACCCCAGUGGAAACAGUCUUCCUAUGCCGGGGACGCGAUAAUCACAGCGGUGGGACUGUACGAGGGUCUGUGGAUGUCCUGCGCUUCCCAGAGCACCGGGCAAGUUCAAUGCAAAGUCUACGACUCCUUGUUGCUGUUGGAGGCCCACAUCCAGGCAUCCCGGGCCCUGAUGAUUGUUUCCGUUGUCCUCGGAUUUAUCGGCGUCAUUGUCAGUGUGGUCGGAAUGAAAUGCACAAAAGUGGGAGACAAUAACCCCCUUACCAAGAGCAGGAUCGCCGUCUCGGGAGGUGUCCUCUUUCUCGUGGCUGGACUCUGCACCCUUGUGGCAGUAUCUUGGUAUGCAACGAAUGUUUCAAAUGAGUUCUUUGACCCUUUAACACCAGUCAAUGCCAGGUAUGAGUUUGGCUCGGCCCUGUUUGUUGGGUGGGCAUCUGCGAGCCUCACAAUCUUGGGAGGGUCCUUCCUAUGCUGCUCCUGUCCAAAUGAAGAAAGAAGGAGCCAGUUGUACUACAGAUCAUCUCAACUAUCCUCAGCCAAAGAGUCAAAUUUAAAGAAAGCAACGUCUGUCAAGGGGGAGCAGUAUUUGUAGCAAGCCACUCCUGUGGCAUCUCAAAACAAUAUCCUGUAUUUUGUUCAUGUGAAGGAUUCAGUCAAUGGCAAAAUAAAACAUAAUUUUAAAACUUUCUGACUUUACUGAGAAGGUACUUGGAAUUUUGGUCAAUGUACAAGGCAUUGGGUAGCACAGUCGUGAUCCCUGUUGCUUAAAGAGAGGCCUGGAAUUAGAUCUCAAAAACACAUACACUCUCUGGUUAUUUGUGCUUUAAGGAAACUGAAUUUUUGUGUUUAUUUACUGAUUAUACUGGAUUCAGGAAGGGAAAAUCCUUCAAUAAAAACUGAUGAAGUGA
Molecule: messenger RNA, 1155 nt
Organism: Hypanus sabinus (Atlantic stingray)
Lineage: Eukaryota; Metazoa; Chordata; Chondrichthyes; Myliobatiformes; Dasyatidae
Product: claudin-19-like
Exons: 5
Coding region: 171-839 (222 amino acids)
Biological process (GO): bicellular tight junction assembly; cell adhesion
Cellular component (GO): plasma membrane; bicellular tight junction
Molecular function (GO): structural molecule activity
Source: RefSeq, a predicted model, not a curated record